ACUACUCCUCCAAAUCCAACCAUGGCAGAAGAAGCAGCACCAAUACGAUUUGGGAUACUUGGGUGUGCUGAGGUCGCAAGGAAGGUGUCAAGGGCCAUAACUCUCUCCCCCAACGCCACCCUCUACGCCGUCGGAAGCCGCUCUCUUGACAAGGCCACCAAGUUCGCUGCCUCCAACGGCUUCCCACCCCAUGCUAAGGUUUAUGGAUCAUACGAAGGUGUUAUAGAAGACCCUGAAGUUGAUGCUGUGUACGUGCCACUUCCAACAAGCUUGCACGUGCAGUGGGCUGUGCUUGCUGCUCAGAAGAAGAAGCACUUGCUGCUUGAGAAGCCUGUGGCUCUCAACGUUCAUGAUCUUCACAAGAUUUUGGAGGCGUGUGAAUCCAACGGUUUGCAAUACAUGGAUGCUACCAUGUGGAUGCACCACCCUAGGACCACUCAAAUGUUUCACUUCCUCUCAGAUCCUCAACAGUUUGGACGCCUUCAAUCGGUACAUGCAACUUUUUCCUAUGGAGUUAGUCCUUAUUUUCUAGAGAAUGAUAUUCGUGUGAAGCCAGAACUUGAUGCUCUUGGAGCACUUGGUGACACUGGUUGGUAUUGUGUGAGCGCAAUUUUAUGGGCUUCAAAUUAUGAGUUACCUAAAUCAGCAACAGCAUUGCACAAACCCACAUAUAAUGAUGCCGGUGUCAUUCUAGCUUGUGCUGCUUCUCUAUCUUGGGAAGAUGACAAAGUAGCAACAUUCUAUUGUUCCUUUCUUACGGAUAUGUCUAUGGAUAUUAUUGUGAUGGGGACAAAAGGGUCAUUGCGCGUUCAUGAUUAUGUUAUCCCUAAUCAAGAGAAAGAGGCCAAGUUUUCAACAAGCUCAAACUCUAAUUGGGUGGAACUUUCUUUAGGUUGGGCUCCAAAUCCAAGUGAACAUGUUGUUUACAAUGAUCUCCCUCAAGAGGUACAUAUGGUGAAGGAAUUUGCACGCUUGGUAGGGGCAAUUAAGUACAAUAACUCAAAACCGGAGGACACGUGGCCAAUAAUUAGUAGGAAAACACAAUUGGUGAUAGAUGCUGUGAAGACUUCAAUUGACAAUGGCCUUGAGCCUGUUGAAAUUAAGGGUUAACUUUAGUUAAUUUAUUUGAUUGAAGUGGUGGUGUCGUAUAUUAGAUAAGUUAAUUAAUGUCUCAAUAAUUAUGUUGUUAACUUUUCAAUUUCAUCAGGGGUUUUGUUCUUAGCCGUCUGGCACUAUAUUCAGCUACGUGGCAAUAUCAUCACAGUUAUGUUGUUGACCUUUCUAUGUGAAAAUAAUGAUGUAUGUUGACUUGUUU
Molecule: messenger RNA, 1315 nt
Organism: Arachis duranensis
Lineage: Eukaryota; Viridiplantae; Streptophyta; Magnoliopsida; Fabales; Fabaceae
Exons: 3
Coding region: 22-1110 (362 amino acids)
Molecular function (GO): nucleotide binding
Source: RefSeq, a predicted model, not a curated record